AUGACGUCCUGCACAGAGGUCUGUGGAUCCGACCACACAGAGCCGCAGGCCGCCAGCCACUGCCAGCAGUAUGGUGUCCGCUCCUAUUUACAUCAGUUUUAUGAGGAAUGCACGGCUUCAAUUUGGGAACGCGAUGAAGAUUUUCAGAUUCAGAGAUCGCCAAGCAGGUGGAGCUCUUUACUCUGGAAGGUCUGUCUUGCGUUUGGAGCAUUGGUUCUGUUUGCAGGCUUCAUAGUGGUCUUGGUGGGUUAUGCCACUCCGACCAGGAUUGAGGCUUUUGGAGAAGAUGAUCUCCUUUUUGUUGACAGCAAAGCAGUGAGCUUCAAUCAAGCUCUGGAUGUGUGCAAACUGACAGGAGCGAUCCUGUUCUGUGUGGGAGGCACGUCCAUGGCAGUUGGUCUCCUGCUUUCUGCUUUUGCUAAAAGCUACUCCAAAGAAGAACUCUAUCUGCAGCAGAAGUUUAAGGAGAGGCUGGCUGAUCUACAAGCAACAGUUGGGACCCCCAUUAUGAGAGCACCCACCCCAGGAGAAGGCAAAGUACCAGUCACACUGUCCAAAGUGCAGAACAUCCAGCCCUCAAAUACGAAGCCAGAGACCUGA
Messenger RNA from Knipowitschia caucasica, 600 nucleotides. Lineage: Eukaryota; Metazoa; Chordata; Actinopteri; Gobiiformes; Gobiidae. The record is from the annotation of a GenBank genome assembly.